Molecule: messenger RNA, 1354 nt
Organism: Harmonia axyridis
Lineage: Eukaryota; Metazoa; Arthropoda; Insecta; Coleoptera; Coccinellidae
Product: toxin Tbo-IT2-like
Exons: 3
Coding region: 125-451 (108 amino acids)
Cellular component (GO): extracellular region
Molecular function (GO): ion channel inhibitor activity
Source: RefSeq, a predicted model, not a curated record
AACAGGAGAGCAGUACGCCCCAUUCUACGUACGGCAUUCCAGCAGUGGAGACAAACCGCUCCUCCUCGUAGAGCAAGCUCGUCUCUUUAGUUCAAACUUUUAGUUCCGAUAAACGUGCGGAGGGAUGAAAGCUGUUUGGUUGAUCUUCGCGGCUCUGUCCGUGCUGACGAUCUUUGAGCUGAUUCCUGAGAGUGGUGCUGAUCCUUACGACUACGAUGAAAAUUAUCCACCGGAAGACGAGUACUCCGACAACGCCAUUGAUCAUUUACUACGCACGGCACAAAAACGUUCUUCCUUAAUUUACCUUUUCAGACGGGCCUGCAUCAGGAGAGGGGGAAACUGUGACCACAGACCCAACGACUGCUGUUACAACAGUUCUUGCCGCUGCAACCUGUGGGGCUCCAACUGUAGGUGCCAGAGGAUGGGCAUAUUCCAGAAAUGGGGCAAAUAAGAAGCCUCAUUGAGAAUCUUCCCUUCAACGGAUUAAAAUCUUUCGAUGAAAAUUUUCAGAGUGAAUAGAGACAAGAACAACUCAACUUACUAGUUCUUGACUAGUCCGUAACUAGUUCUCCUAUUCGUUUUUAUUUCUCAAAUCUCUAUGUUCUCUGAAAAAUUUCUUCGUCAAUCGACCCAAGGCUUCAUUCUAGGAUAUGAUAUCGAUGAAUUCGUAAAACUAUGUUCCUUCAGUUAUUGCUUGGACCGAGUUAUCAAAUACUUGAUUUAGCACUGAUUUUCGAACAGAAAUGGUUGUUUAUUUUUGAUAAAACCUCCCUUAUGGGAUAUAGUAUUAUUUUAUCAAGGAUCCUUUGACUGAAUGGAAAAUUCUGGGGAACAUCUUCGGAAAAUUAUAUUUGAAAAAUCUUGUUCAUCGCAAAUUUGUUGCAAGUUGCGAGUGAAAUGCUCGAAAAAUCAUUUCUCAGUUCGAUUUCUCCCAUAAUGUGACAAACAAUUUGAGAGAAUCACCUGAAACUAGACAUUCUAAAAUGAUAUUUGAAAAACUUUCAAUUCCCUUUUGAGAACAAAUUUAACGAUGAUGAGAUUUUUCAGGUCAGAUGCUCUUUCAUUGGGGAUUCCUUCCAGCCACAUCCUCAAUGAGAUUGCUCGUCUGACUUUCUUCUUGAUUUUGAACUGAAAAUUAUUCAACAUAUUACUAGUUAUAUGAAAAUAAAUGUUUAUAUAGAUGUGAUGUUGUAAUUUACGGCAUGAUCACACAGUCUGAUAUAACAGUGAUAUUACUGUGUCUGAAUUGUGCCAUUAAAUUAGUUAUAUCGAAUCCUAUAAAAUGUUUCUAUAUGUAAAAGGGUACAACAUUCAAACGAUUCUGUCAAUAUUAAAUAUAAUAUCAAUUGGCCUA